AUGUCAAUUUACAACCGGGAACUAAUUACUAAUGAAAAACCAGUAAACUUGACGGGCACAGGUACUAGCAACGACGAGCUAAACACUAAGGCUACAUCAGUAAAAUUGGUAGGUUCAGGUGCCAGCGACGACGAAACAAUCAUAGACCUGGAUUCACUUUCAAGCCAAUCAUCUUCUAAGAGCAGUCAAGAACAAAACGGAGGCAUAAUCAACGAGCACUCCAAGUCUUGUCGUUUUAUAAGUACACCGCAACAAGAUCUCGAUCGUUAUUCACAAAUAAAUAACGACGAGACUAAUACAAAAACAACUUUAAAUACUCAAAAACCAUCGCGUCGUCAAAGUUUCUUUAAACGAAGACAACAAUUUCGAAGUCAAAGUUUCUUUAAAAAAAGCUUCUCAGAAUUUCGUAACAAGAGAACAGAAACAUACGAUGAAAAUGAUGAGGUUCCUAUUGGUUGUUUCGAGUUUAUCUCUCUUCAAUGGUCAAAUUUGCGAGGAAAAAAGCGACCAAGUGACAAUGACACAUAUUACGAACGUCUAUCAGUCGGAAGAAUGGGAACUGGGUCUUUGGCCCCGGGACAAACGAAACAAUCGACGAUUUAA
Messenger RNA from Ambispora gerdemannii, 603 nucleotides. The record is from the annotation of a GenBank genome assembly. Lineage: Eukaryota; Fungi; Glomeromycota; Glomeromycetes; Archaeosporales; Ambisporaceae.